UUUUGAUUCGUUCCUCUCAAUUUUUCUCAAAAUUUGAGCUUUUUAGCUGCACAUUAAUGGCUCUUUUUCAUUGUUAACUUCUUGCGACCAAGCUCUUUUACGUGAGAAUCCUCUUGGUUUUCUCUUGUUUUUGUUUCUCUUAAUGAAAAGUUUCUCUCUUGUGUGAGAUUUUUUAUGGAGUCAACGGAAUCUCCACAAACUUUGAUGGGCUUUUUCUCUACAUGAUAAACACAGUUCUAUUGCAAAAAGACUCUUUCAAUCAAGCCUCCUUUGUAUGUCAGUUUUUCUCAUCAGAACAUCUUGGUGCCUCUUUGCACAUAAAAUUCAUUUCCUUUGCAACAGAACACUUUUAUCAUCUCGGGGGUCCAAGAAGCAACAACAGCAAGGAGGGGCGGAUUUCCGGCGAAAAAAAGAGGUUCUCCAUUGAAAAAGAUUCACUUUCCGGUGAUAGAGAUGGACUUUCAUGUGAAAAAGAAUGGUUUUCUGGCGAAAAAGAGCUUUUGUCAUGUGAAAAAUCAGAGGAUGAUGCAUUUCCCAAUGGUCGAAUCCUUGACAACCCUAAUCUCAAGACAUACACCUAUGCAGAGCUCAAAACUGCCACAAAGAAUUUCAAGCCUGACACUAUUCUUGGAGAAGGCGGUUUUGGAAGGGUCUUCAAAGGUUGGGUUGAUGAGAAAACUUUGGCCCCUGCAAAAUCAGGUUUAGGCAUGAUUGUUGCUGUAAAAAAAUUGAAUUCAGAGAGUAUGCAGGGUCUUAAAGAAUGGCAGUGUGAAGUGAACCAUUUGGGGAGGCUUUCUCAUCCCAAUCUUGUCAAGCUCUUGGGCUAUUGCUGGGAGGAGAAGGAGCUCCUUCUGGUCUAUGAAUUCAUGCCAAAGGGGAGUCUUGAAAAUCACCUCUUCAGAAGGGGAUCCUCAAAUGAGCCUCUGACUUGGAGUCUUCGGCUAAAGAUAGCCAUAGGCGCUGCUAAGGGUCUCACUUUCCUUCACAAUUUGGAGAAACAUAUUAUUUAUCGUGACUUUAAGGCAGCUAACAUUCUGCUUGAUUCGAACUAUAAUGCAAAAAUUUCAGAUUUUGGAUUGGCGAAAUUUGGGCCAUUAGGGGAUGAUUCCCAUGUCACAACGAGGGUCAUGGGCACCCAUGGCUAUGCUGCCCCUGAAUAUGUAGCCACAGGCCAUCUAUAUGUGAAGAGCGACGUGUACACCUUUGGUGUUGUCCUUCUUGAGAUUUUAACAGGGCUACGAGCCCUCGACUUGAACAGACCAACUUCGCAAAUCAAUCUUGUAGAUUGGGCUAAGCCAUUGCUAGGAGACAGAAGAAAGUUAGAAGUGCUUAUGGACAUAAGGCUUGAUAAUCAAUACCCAAUCAAGGGUGCUUUAGAGACGUGCAAACUCUCACUGAAAUGCUUGACUCCUGAACCUCGCAAAAGACCACACAUGAAAGAGGUCUUGGAGGAAUUGCAGAGAAUCGCCGCUAUAAAGGAGAAACCGAAGGAGAGUAAACGGGCUGAUAAGGCUCGUUCGGCCGCACACCCACAAACCUACAUGGGCCACCGAUCACCGAUAAAUCCUAGGCUCGAUGGCUUCCCGUUGAAUGGUCAGCAUCAUGCUAGAUAGCCAAAGUCUCAUUGAACUCCUUUUGAAUUUGACAUUUGAAGUAGUUCACUGUUUUGGUCAUGUGAUAUUGUUUAUAAGAGAAUUCCACAUUAGUCUUACCUGAAGCUGUUGGGCUCAAGAGCAAUGAAUUUCUUUAUUGUGUCCCUUUUUUCCUAGAAAUUGCAGGAACAACUUUUUGGAUUACCCUUUUGGGGGUGCAAACAUUGAAUUGUUGUAAUUAUGCAUAAUUGCUGGUUGACAUUCCACUUGUCUAUUCUCUUCUCUUUCACUGAAAUAGUCACACACAUCAGUUUUAUCAUUAUUAUGUAUUAUUAGGAGAGCUUUAUGAAGCCCUUGUUUCUAUACAAUGGAUGUUACCUUUCUUUU
This is a messenger RNA of Amborella trichopoda, 1979 nucleotides long. Its product is annotated as putative serine/threonine-protein kinase PIX13. Gene Ontology annotation, molecular function: ATP binding; protein kinase activity. NCBI's taxonomy places the organism in Eukaryota, Viridiplantae, Streptophyta, Magnoliopsida, Amborellales, Amborellaceae. Gene Ontology annotation, biological process: protein phosphorylation. The record is from RefSeq and is a predicted model, not a curated record.